AUGAAUAAUGAAAAGAAAACCGAAUUUAGACUUGACCAAUCAACGGCUAGUAAUGGUCUAUUUACUGUUAUAGAAAGGAAGCCAUUAGCGUCCUUGGAAAACAAUGAGAGUCUUAAUUUUAGUAAUUUUAAUGAUCCUUUAAAUGCAUCAGUUGAUGAAGAAUUAAAAAAGAAAGAGGACUAUAAUAAUGAUAGUAAUAAUGUUGAUAAUAUUAUUAAUAAUAGUAAUAACCAGAGUGAUAAUAUAUGUGGAAUAUACAGAUUAAACAGCUCCCAAUUAUUAAAUGAAAACCUAGACAAUACGUUAAGCAGAAUAAGUUAUGUAGAUGAUGACGUGUCAUCUUUUUUUGAUUCAGAUAAAGAAGAGGAACUUUAUUUUGAUAAUGACAUUUCGACUCUUGGUUCAUGUUAUUCUUUUUCUACACCUAAUAAAAUAUAUAAGAAGAAAAAAACAAGGACUAGCAUGAACGGUAUACAUAAACAUGCAAGAGAACACAAUAAUUUAUUAUUAGAAAAAAAUGAAGAGAAAAAGAACUCACCACUUAUUCAUAAUAAGAAAGAUGAAAAAAAUAAUUAUUAUUAUAAAGUAGAAGGAGGAUCAAAUGAAGAUUAUUAUGAUAUAAUGAACAAGAAUAUAAAAAAAAAAAAAAAAAAUGGUUUCUUAAAAGAUCAUUAUUUUAAAGAAGAUCUAAAUGUUAGUAAUGAUGAUAUAAAUAUACAUUCUAUGGUAUCCAAUAAUAAUAGUGAUCAUUCAGAUCAAAGUAAUAAAAGUGAAAAAUUAUUUAAUAAAGAAAUGGUACCUAUUAUAAAUGAUAAUGAAGAAAAAGCUAUAAGACUAAAUAAAAAUAUUUAUAGGGUAGUUAAUAUUAAUAAGGGAGAGGAGAAAAAUAAUAAACAAAGUUUUAUAAGAAGAAUUACACAAAUAAGGAGAAGCAUGAUCAAUGAAAAGAAUUUUCAAAAAAUUAAUGAUGAUCAUGAUGAUGAUAAUAAGUAUAAUAAGAAGUAUGACCAUGGUGAUAGUCAUCAUCAUAAAUAUAAUAAAAUGUAUGACCAUGUUGAUGGUCAUCAUCAUCAUCGUCAUCAUUAUAAAUAUGAUAAGAGAUAUGAUCAUAAUGAUAAAGACCAAAUAGAAUAUCACAAUGAUGUAGUAGAUCAAGAUGAACAUGUAUAUAAUGAAAAUACGAAUAAUAAAAAUAGUGAAUCGAAGAAUUAUUCAAAUUAUAAUAAUAGAUUUAGUGAAGGUUAUAUUCUUAAAAGAGAUAAUAAAAUGGCUAGAUAUAAUAGCGAUAAACGAGUGAAAUAUAAACAAUUAAAUAGUGAUGAGGGAUAUGAAAAUGUUUCAAAAUAUAUAGAUAAAGAAAAAUAUUCUAAUAUAGAUUCUAAUAUAUAUUAUAGAGAAGAUGAUUAUCCAGAUUAUUAUAAUGAUGUUCCACCACGAUAUAAUGAUUAUUAUAAUCAUAUAUCUGAUAGAAAUGAUAAGAAAAAUGAAUUAAAUGAAAAUUCGUAUUAUUAUAAACAUGUAACAUAUAAUGAAAAAAAUAUGUUUAUAAAAAAUAAUGAUAAUAAAGAAAAUGAAUCAUAUGAUGAGGUUCAUUAUAAUGAUGAUAAAUAUAUAGAUAAUCCAUAUGAUGAUAGAUAUUAUAAUGUUAAUCGAGAUCAAUAUAAUAUUUAUAAUAAUGAAGAUAAUAUACAUAAAUCUAAAUAUAUGAAUAAAAAUUAUUAUAAUAAAGGAAAUGCUUUAAAUAAUUAUUAUGAAGAAGAAAGAUUAAAACGAUAUGGUUCAUAUGAUGAAAAGGUUGAUAUUAAAAAAGGUGACGAAGAUGAUUAUAUAUAUAAUAAUAACAAUAAUAAUAAUAAUAAUAGUGUGGAUGAAAAAAUACCUACCGUAGAUAAGGAUAAACAUAAUCUUGAUAUAAAUAAUAUAUACGAUGAUAAUAAUAGUUAUGCAUAUAAUCAUCAUAUUGUAGGAGGAACCAAUAAUACAACAUAUUUAAAAAAUAUAUCAAAGAAAAGUUAUAAGAGAAGAGAAGAAAAUGAUGAGAUAGAUAAUGAAAACGUACAUUUAGAAUCUGGAGAAGAAGAAUAUCGAAUGAUGCAUAAAAAUAAAAAUACAACAUUUAAACAUAUAGAUGAAAAUAAAAUGUAUUAUAAACAUAAUGAACUAUUGAAUGAAUAUAAUACAAUUGAAGAUCCAGAUAAUCUAAAUAAUAAUAUGAAUAGGAAUAAGAAUAUAUAUAUACAUGAAAAUCGAAUUAGCAACCAACAAAAUAAUAAGUUCAACGUUAAUAAUAAUGAACUAGAGGCAGACGAGAAAAAAAAUAAAAUGGAUAACAUGUAUUAUAAUAAAGAAAGAAAUUAUUUAAUAAAUAAUCAGGAAUAUAAUAAAAAUUAUAUUUAUAGAAAUGAAUAUUAUAAAAACGAAAAAAAUGUAUAUCUUGAUAGUUAUCCAUACGAAAUGGUUGAUCAGAAAAAUAAAUACACAUCUAACAUGAAUAAUGAAUAUGAUAAUAAAGAUUCUUCUUAUUUAUAUGAUGAUGUUUCUUCAUCUUAUAAUCAAAAAAAAUAUACUAAAUUAAUAAUGAAGGAUAAUUUGUAUAACAAUAAAUAUAAACAUAAUAAUUAUGAUAAUCAUAAUAAUAUUGAUGAGCAUGAUGUAUAUUAUAAACAUCCUUAUGGAAUAGAAGAAGGAAGAGCAUAUGAUAAAAAUUAUUAUCAAGAUAAUGAAUUAAAUGAUCACAAUUUAAAUUAUAGUGAUGAUUACAUGCAUACAAAAGUUAAUAUGCAUGAUGAUCAUGAUAAUAAUAUGGAUGAUAAGAAUAUAUUAUAUAAUAAUAUGAAUCCGACAGAUGAUAGUAAUAAUAAUAAUAAUAAUAAUAAUGAUGAUGAGGAUAAUAAUAAUAAUAAUAAUAAUAAUAGAUAUCAUUUAAUGAAUCAAAGAAAUAUAUAUCCAAACAAUGUCCCUAUGAAUUAUGUUGGAGAAAUGAAUGAAAAUAAAAAUAAUUAUAUCCUACCAGAUAAACAAAAUAUCCCACCAAGUGAUGAGAAAAGAGAAGAAAACUCAAGAAAUAUUAUAAACGAAACGAACAAAGAUGAUCAGGAAAAUAUAAAUAAUAUGAAUAAUUUAAAUAUGGUCAAUAAUAAUAUGAACAAUUUUGUAUUACCAAAUAUUAAUGGAAUGGUUGUUCCUACUACGACUGUACCAGCUAAUAUUGUAACUGCUAAUGUAGUACCGGCUAAUAUUGUACCAGCUAAUAUUGUACCAGCUAAUGUAGUACCGGCUAAUAUUGUACCAGCUAAUAUUGUACCAGCUAAAAUUGUACCAACUAAUGUUAUACCAAAUAAUAUUAUACCAACUAAUGUUGUACCUACCAGUGUUGUACCUACCAAUGUUGUUCCUACUAAUAUAGUGCCAAAUGUACCUAUUACAAAUAAUAAUAUUCAAAAUAAUAAUAACUUGGAAAACAUAAAUAAAACUAAUGAUAACCCACCAGCACCUGUUAAAAGAAAAAGGGGACGACCUAAAAUGAAAAAAACACCACCGGAAGAAACACAACCGAAUGAUUUGGCUAGUAAUAGUAAUGCUUCUUCAUCAUAUCAAGCUACUAACACAAAUAUUCAAAAUAUGAAUUUAAAUAAUUUGAAUCAUAAUCUCGUAAAUGAUAUCAAUCAACCUUUAUAUACUACUAAUCUUAAUACAAUUAUGAAUCCACCAUUUAAUAAUCAACUAGCCAAUACUGUUAUAAAUCUUCCUUUAGAUCAGCAGGUCGUACAACCAUUAGGACAUCAAGUGGUGCAACCCCUUGGUCAGGCAAUAAAUUAUCAGGUAAUUCCACCACCUCAGACGAUAGGACAACAGCUAGCUGAACCGAUUAACCAGCAAUUGAAUAAUCAACUGAGUCAACAAAUAAACCAACAUAUAAAUCAGCAAAUGGGUCAACAAAUAAACCAACAUAUAAAUCAACAUAUAAAUCAACAAAUGAAUCAACAAAUGAAUCAACAAAUGAAUCAACAAAUGAAUACACAGUUAGAUCAACAAAUAAAUCAACAUAUAAAUCAACAAAUGAAUACACAAUUAGAUCAACAAAUAAACCAACACGUGAAUCACCAAUUAAAUCAACAUGUGAAUCACCAAUUAAAUCAGCACAUGAAUCAUCAGUUAAAUCAACACGUGAAUCACCAAUUAAAUCAACCUUUAAGUAUGACUAUGAAUCAACAAUUUAAUCACGCUUCUUUAUAUAAUAAUACCAAUAAACCAUUGAAUCCUUCCUUAUAUGUAGUGCCAAAUAUGAUGAAUAAUAAUUACAAUGGAAUAAUGAAUGAAGAGCAAUUGGGACCCAUUUUUAAUAAUAAUGAUAACGAACAAGUAAAUAAUGUGGAUCCAAAUUUUUAUUAUAGAAAUAUGGAACAAGAGAAAAGUCAAAACGAUGAUUUUUCUUAUGAAGAUGAAGAAGAAAUGAAUAGAAAUAAUAAAAAGAAUACAAGGUCCACUGUAAGUGAAUCAGAAGGACAACAUUCAGAGAAAGAAUUUCCAAAAAUUCAUAAAAGAAGAGGAAGAAGAAGAAAAAAAGAUAUUGAGCAGCAAACUAAUGAAUUUAAACAAAAUAAUGAUCAAGUUAAUGUAAAUGAGGAUACAAGAGAUGAGAAUAAAAGUGAUCCUGGAUAUUCAACUUUUAUUGAUGAAAAUAACAAGACAGUUUCAUACAGAGUUUCAUAUCAUCCAGCAGAUGCAGUUUGGGAAAAAAUAUCAGGCGUCAAGUUUGGUCCAAUGAUAUUAACAGCUCAAAGCAGAACAACAAAUGUUAUACUGUCGAAAAAAAGAUCAAUAGAAUUAGGAAAUAUUUUACACAACUUAAUAUAUGGAUAUAUAUAUAAAGGAGACAAUGUUAGGCUGACCAUAGGAAAAGAAUCAAAAAAUGUAAAGAGUGGUUCUCCUUUUUUCUUACCUAGUUUUAUGGACUGUAGUAUACACAACGAUGAUGACUCUGGAUCCGCUAAAAUAUUUUUAUGUUUUGUUUAUCUAAAUUAA
Messenger RNA from Plasmodium gaboni, 5025 nucleotides. RefSeq lists its product as hypothetical. The record is from RefSeq and is a predicted model, not a curated record. Bases 1 to 5025 code for a protein of 1674 amino acids. The transcript has 7 exons. NCBI's taxonomy places the organism in Eukaryota, Apicomplexa, Aconoidasida, Haemosporida, Plasmodiidae.